AUGGCAACUUUGGGUCCCAGAAAAGUUACAGAAAUAGCAAAAGUUCACCCUUACAACAUUGAUGAUGAUGACGCUCACCUCCAUGAAACGCGACCAAACGAAGCUCAAGCUGGUAGGAUAUAUAGAGUUGGUUUCGUUUUAGCUGCCGUAUUGGGUGUAUUAACCAGUGUUGGCUGCUUGGUCGUCACCAUUAUGUGGUUCACGCCGAGACCACGAAGCCCUACGCUUUGGCUCAACUCUCUAUCCAUACCCACCUUCGUCUCCUCCAACUCUUCGUUAACAGCCAAAUAUGAUGUGGGUUUCACCUUCAAGAACCCAAACCAGAUUUGGAACAUUGUGUUAGGAGGGAUUGAGGUCAUCAUAUUCUACAAAAAGCCGUAUACUCUUGCGACCACAACUGUUAAUAAGGCCAUCCAUUUGGGGAUGGAGAAAGAGAAAUUGGUGGAAGCAAAGUUUGAGGAGGGAGAGCAAUGGUACUGGGGAGAGUCGAUACUUGAAGAGAUAAGGAGGGAUUUUAAAGAUGGGAAUGUUAGCUUCCAUCUCAACAUAAGAGCUUCGGUUGCAUGCCAUGGUUCAAGGUGGGCGUUGUCGUCGUGGAGAGAAAAUGGAGCUAGCGCUGUUUUAUACUCUUGUGUGCAUCUCAAAGUUGCCUUCAAUGCCACCACUGGUGAUGGAAACUUACUAGGUUUUCUGCCUAGGCAAUGCUAUUUACGUUGA
This is a messenger RNA of Quercus robur (English oak), 717 nucleotides long. RefSeq lists its product as uncharacterized. NCBI's taxonomy places the organism in Eukaryota, Viridiplantae, Streptophyta, Magnoliopsida, Fagales, Fagaceae. Gene Ontology annotation, cellular component: plasma membrane. Bases 1 to 717 code for a protein of 238 amino acids. The transcript has a single exon. The record is from RefSeq and is a predicted model, not a curated record.